This is a messenger RNA of Cyphomyrmex costatus, 846 nucleotides long. RefSeq names its product zinc finger BED domain-containing protein 1-like. The coding region runs from base 1 to 846 and encodes 281 amino acids. The record is from RefSeq and is a predicted model, not a curated record. Gene Ontology annotation, molecular function: protein dimerization activity. The transcript has a single exon. Lineage: Eukaryota; Metazoa; Arthropoda; Insecta; Hymenoptera; Formicidae.
AUGUUAGAACGAUUUAUAGAAUUAUCCGAAGGUAUCACUUUGACAUUAUUAAAAUUUCCAAAAGCACCUUCCAUGUUAACAGCUACAGAAUUGGAGCUUGCCAAAGACAUAAUUCGAGUAAUGAGUCCUCUUGAAGCUAUUACAAAAGAGAUUUGUGGCGAACAUUGUGUCACAGGAAGCAAAGUAAUACCAUUAAUAAAUUGCUUAAAAAAGAAAAUUGAAAGAUUAAGUAUUGAAUUCACUUCUACCGUAGCUUUGAAGCUACUUGAAUCACUCUCUACUAUCAUUGAUAUUCGAUUUGGAACAGUGGAAGAAAUUACUAUUUUAGCUAUAUCUACCAUUCUGGACCCUCGUUUUAAAAAAUUGCAUUUUAAUGAUAAUUAUGCCUGUUCACAGGCAAUUAAUAAGAUAGCCCAGCAGAUGGAAUCUUUAAAUAACAAUACAUCCAAAGAAGUAAGUGUGCCAACAGUGACUCAAGAAAAUGCUAGUUUUUCGAAUGACUUAUGGUCAGUUCAUAAUUAUCUCGUUAAUAAAAGUCGACUUGAUGAACUUCAUCGUGAUUUUAACGAAAUUCCGACUGACUUAAAGCAUUAUCUUAAUCAACCAACAAUUCCAUUAAGUGAAGAUCCAAUAGAUUACUGGUGCAAUAAAUCAAUAUAUCCGUCUUUGACAUUAAUUGCGAAAAAAUAUUUAUUAAUUGUAGCUACUUCUGUGCCAUCGGAAAGAAUAUUUUUAAAAGCAGGAAAUAUUGUAACUGAAAAUCGUAACAGACUAUCACCGAAACAUUUGCAAGAAAUAUUGUUCUUAAAUUCUCUCUCAUUCGAUGAAUGGAAAAUAAAUCAGUAA